Molecule: messenger RNA, 1036 nt
Organism: Brassica napus (rape)
Lineage: Eukaryota; Viridiplantae; Streptophyta; Magnoliopsida; Brassicales; Brassicaceae
Product: cyanate hydratase
Exons: 4
Coding region: 342-848 (168 amino acids)
Molecular function (GO): DNA binding; cyanate hydratase activity
Source: RefSeq, a predicted model, not a curated record
AAAGGGGCAUCUGGAGUUAAUCUCCAAACAUCAUAAGCCGCCUCUCUCUCUCUCUCUCUUUGCCGUUGCCGCCGCCUCUCUCUCUAGGGUUUGGGUCGAUUAUAGACCGGGCCGGUUAUAGACCGUGCCGGUUAUAAAUAUUCAUCACUUGAUUUAUAACAAAAGUCAAAUAAAUUUGAUUAGUUUUGAGUAGUAUCAAACUAAUUGACUAUCGAACCAAACCGUUUUUUUUUUUUGUAAACCAGUAACGAUCGGUUAAGAAGCCUAACUGAUAAGGUGUUGAAAGAGAGCUAAGGGAAGUGAGAAGAGAAAAGUGAUUACUCAACUUGUUUGGUCAAAUAAUGGAAGCGGCGACGAAGCAGAGCGUUACAAACCGCCUUCUCACCGUCAAGUCAGCCUCCGGCAAGACUUACAGUCAAUUAGCGGCGGAGACAGGGCUCACCAACGUCUACGUGGCUCAGCUGCUCCGUCGCCAAGCCCAGCUCAAACCCGAAACAGUCCCCAAGCUCCGUGAAGCCUUACCUGCUCUGACCGAAGAACUCAUCGCCGCCAUGAUGUCUCCGCCGUGGAGAUCGUAUGAUCCAAACCUCAUCCAAGAACCCACCGUCUACAGGUUGAAUGAAGCAGUGAUGCAUUUCGGUGAGAGUAUAAAGGAGAUCAUCAAUGAAGAUUUCGGCGAUGGCAUCAUGUCGGCGAUAGACUUCUAUUGCUCUGUGGACAAAAUUAAAGGAGUCGAUGGUAAUAACCGCGUUGUCGUGACACUUGAUGGGAAGUAUCUUUCUCAUUCCGAACAGAGGACUGAGAAUAUGGUCUCAAGGCUAAACCUCAAGGGAAGUACAAGCGAAUGAUAUGAAAAUGUAAGAAGAAAACGAUUCAUAUGAAUGUAAGCAGCAAUCCAUGAAGGCUUUUAUGUCUAAAGCUGUAAACAUUGUAAUAUUUAUGGUGUUUGUUUAUUCUGUACUCUAUGCAAUUCCAGCCUCGAGCUGUUUCAAGUUGAAUAACAGUGAAUAAAAUAAAAUAAACAAUGAAACCAUUU